Ectocarpus sp. CCAP 1310/34 is the source of this 1758-nucleotide messenger RNA. The record is from the annotation of a GenBank genome assembly. Lineage: Eukaryota; Phaeophyceae; Ectocarpales; Ectocarpaceae.
UGCACCGUCACGCCUGGACAGCUAUUCCCCACUGCCUCCUUUUGGGCGGCACCUACAGCAUUUCAGCUGCGUUAGUCAACAUCGACUGAAUUUCCUCAUCACUCUUGGCAGCUGGGUGGUGCUGCUCAGUGUCGACCGCCACUACUCUGUAGCUGUUCUUUGGGAGACGGGUACGUAAGCCCCAUCUAGAGUCGUUGGCGGAGAGAACCCUUCCGGUGGACGGCGGUCAGUGCUCGAGAAUAUGGACGAUGAGAUCGCUUCGGAGGCUGGACCGCAGGACAAGGACACCCUCUUUGACCUGGAGAACGGAGGGACGGAACCGCUAGAUGAUUCGGAUCUUAACGAGGACGUGGCGAAGCUGAGGACGUUGUGGAGAAAUGAGGUAUGCGCGCCGGAGCUGCUAAAGGUGGACGAGCAUCUGGUGUCCGACCUUAUCCAGCAGGUCGAGAACCAGCAAGAGAUCGUGGAUGACGCCAGGGCUUCUCCCGAGGAGGCGUUUUCUGCUUCGCUGUACCAGAUGGAGCUGGACCGCCUCCGCUACUCCCUGUCCAAGUACCUCAGGACACGCCUCCGCAAGGUGGAGAGGGACGCUUUGCACGUGCUGGCCACCGCGGAUGGGGAAAUGCAGGGCCGCUUGUCAGACAGGGAGCGAGAACACGCCAAGGGAUACGUGGACAUGUUGGAGGACCACUUCACCCGGACUUGCCUCAGCCAGAUGCCUUCCAACUUCCGGUCCUUGACGAACACAAGCCAGGAGGAGAAUAUGGUGCAGGAGCCUAACUUAGACACCUUCGUGGUUUGUCGCGCGAGGGAUGAUGUGGGGUUGGUGCAGAUCGGGGAGGCGGCCGGACGGGAAGAAAGCUCAAUGGAUCUCCGGCAGGGCGACAUGUUCAUCGUGCGAUAUCGUCCGAUCAGGACACUGGUGCUCGAGGGCCGCGUUGACUUGAUAUGAGAGUGAUGUAAUGUUGGCAUCGAAGAUCCCGGGACUACCACAAACGCUUGUCCGUAAGCGGAAGGUGGAUCAUGUCGCUGAUCGAUUGAGAGGGCUUGAUGGCCACGCUGUCUCGAUUUUAGGAACCAGGGUUUGCGUACCUUCAUCUUAAUAGCAGGGAAAAGUUUAACUUGGUCCAACAGCGGGAGACGGUCCAUGUUGCCUGGUACGGAUAUACAUGCAGGCGGGCUUGACGUUCGAUGGACAGGGAACAAUCCUCGUACUCAUUGAUCAGGUGGAGUUAUUGACUUUAUCCACCGGUAGGGCCUCAACGUGACCACUGCAGAUUGUUGCAGUGCUUUCCGUGGCAUAGGGUAGUCGCAUGCAUUGGUAGGUAUGGGCCGAGGAUGGUUGUGACUUGAUCAAUGUACGAGCGAUACGGAAGUUACGGGGCUGAACGGACUUCGAACGGAUUUACCGCAAGACGACCCUUUGAGAACGCCCUGGGGCGCGCAUGAACAGGUAGGUUUGCUUGAACCGAGCACCCUGGAGUGCACCCAAAGGUAGGUGUGCGCAACAAUCAAACGGUUGGGGUGAAGUCGCCGGGGUGUUGGUCUCUUUCCUUUUGUUAUGCCGUUGCAACCCUCCUCCGUGUCGGGCCUAAACAUAUCCUAGGACACGGCAUGUGAACGUUUCGUUUCCUCGGGCGACUGAAGUAUUUGUUCUGUCCAUGUUUGCGUGAUCACAGCUUUUUUGUCCGCGUUCCCGUGUCGACUUCGAAGACUUGUAGAUAUUACUUGUUUUUUUCAACACCCCCCCACCUCCCC